AUGCCCUACUCCUGUUGCGAUAAGCAUUUGGUUUCCAUCCGCAAGACAAGUUUCUGCUUGUGUAACAACAAUACUGUCUGGGUCGUCAAGUUUCUAACUAUCAUCUGUUCCAGGAUCAUCCUGACCAUUAGGUUCCUCGUGUUCUCCUUGGCGGUUCUGUAUGUUGUCUCAAGACGUAUUGGCCUGUUGACACUGCAAAGGAAGUUGGUUGAUGCAAUCAGAUCAAGCUCAGUAUCAGCUGGAGACAUCUUGGAUGAAGUGCAGGAGGGACCUUCCACAGCAAAUGCUCCUCCCAUCUGA
Messenger RNA from Triticum turgidum subsp. durum (durum wheat), 300 nucleotides. Lineage: Eukaryota; Viridiplantae; Streptophyta; Magnoliopsida; Poales; Poaceae. The record is from the annotation of a GenBank genome assembly.